This is a messenger RNA of Phyllostomus discolor (pale spear-nosed bat), 8570 nucleotides long. It is a transcript of the gene TRIOBP, whose product is annotated as TRIO and F-actin binding protein. Gene Ontology annotation, biological process: actin filament organization; positive regulation of substrate adhesion-dependent cell spreading. The transcript is spliced from 22 exons. Bases 2179 to 8421 code for a protein of 2080 amino acids. Gene Ontology annotation, molecular function: actin filament binding. Gene Ontology annotation, cellular component: actin cytoskeleton. NCBI's taxonomy places the organism in Eukaryota, Metazoa, Chordata, Mammalia, Chiroptera, Phyllostomidae. The record is from RefSeq and is a predicted model, not a curated record.
UCCCUUCUCUCCUUCUGUCUCUAAAAACAAUGAAAAAAUGUCCUCAGUUGAGGAUUAAAAAAAAUUAAGAGGGACAACUGUGCAUUUGAGUGAGCGUUGCAUCAGUGGAAGUGUGCGAAUAAAGGUUGAAAACCCCUGGACAUUUCAUUUCACCCUCUCAGAUAAUAUUACUACCCGUAUUUUACAGAUUAGAAAACUAAGCACAGAGGUUAAGACUCUAGCCCAAGGUCUAGGCAAUAGCCAGCUUAGGGGACUGAAGCGGGAAUAAGCCACCGGAAAGAGACCUGAGUCUCAUGCUAGUCCUCUGGAGGGCCCACUGAAGAUCAGUCUGCUGAGGUGGUAAACGUGCUGUGGGUCCCGCGCUCAGAGGCAUCUAGGCACCGCCCCGCCUCCACCCCGCCCCUUACCGUGGGAUUGUCCAAUGUCUCAGUCCUCAUGUAAAUAAAGUACCUAGAGAGAGCCUAUGAGAGAGCAGCAGGGGCGUGGCUUUCAUCUGCCUCCAGGCAAUGUUCUGAUUCAUUGUUAAAAUAAAGAGGCUGUGACCCCGGGUACCCAACCUCGACACCCGCUGUGCGUGGAAACCUGAGCCGAGGUUAGUACUGCGCUGUGGAAAGGUUGGAGGGGAGGAGGAUAAGGGGGAAAAUAUAGAGGAGUGAAGGAUACGGGGAGGGACAGGCUGAUUGGCUGGAUGGAAAGAGGUCCAGCUGUCCAUUCUCCGGGUGGGGCAUCCUGUCCUCUGCAGGUUUUUCAUUGUUAUAUCCACACCUAAAGUGCAUUUCAGAGAAGGAUUCUGCCACUUGGGUUCGGGAGGAGGAAGCAGGAACAUUGAGGGGGACCAGGAGCAGAGCCCUCCACAUCCACCUCCAGGGAAGUGAGUGGUGGUCUCUAUCCGAGGAGAUACUUACUCCCCUUUGUGGUGGGACUGGGAAAGAACCGCCCAGGCUGGGCGGGAGGGAUUCACUCCCAGUCUGCCUCUGGGAGCUUGGAAUGAUGCCGGGAGAAGGGCCCCGACAGGAUCAGAGACCCCCGGGCCACCAAGGGGUGGGUCAGUGGGUGGCCCCCACCCGACCCAGACCGUGCCCUGCUGCCUCCCCAGGUCUGAUGGAGGAGCCAGGAACCUUCACCCUGCCUGACCCAGGGGAGGAUGUGAAAUUCCCCAGCUCUCAGGUGAGAUUGGCAGCGAAGGCCUGAUCCCCUGGGACGCUGUGAAGGCAAUUCUCCAGGUGAGGGAAAGGGAUGGGCAGCAACCUGGGAGCUCCAUAAGGGGCUUGUGCCUUUGGGAAUAUGGGUUCCCCUUACCCUCAUCCCCUCCCGGGGUUCUGUUCCAUGUGGGUUAGGAGGGCAUCUUCAAGUUACUCUCUUCUGUUGGAGCCCGCCCCCCACCCCGGCCCCAGGGCAUGGCAUUGGAGCUCUCUUGGACGGGACAGCCGUGUGCCUAAGUCAGAACACCAGCUUUUGUCUCUGGCCGAGCUCUGCCGCAAACUUGCUGUGUGCCUUUAGAUUGCCCAUGACUUUGUCCUCGACCGAAAACACCUGCCCGCCCUUUUGCCUCACUCCCGGUAUUUCCCGAGGGGCCCAGGUGACUUGGCAGUGGGACCCAGUGCCCCUCGCUUCCACCUCCUGGCACACAGACCUGGGUGCGAGUCCAGUUCAGCCACUGGGACCUUGCAUGUUAUGGAACCCCUGGGAGCCUUCCUUGCCUCAUCUGAAACUGGCGUUAACUUUAUCCACAGUGCAGGAUAAUUGGAAGGCAAGGGCACUCCAGCUUUGGGGUGCACAAGUGCCCUAGGGGACUUGUUUAAAAUGCACACCCCCCAGGCCUCACCUGGGUGGACGUGGGGAGGGAACUGGGAAUACACACUUUAUAAGCAGCUGGACCAAGUCUAACGCAGGGUUCUCAGAACACACAUGGAGCACCGCUGCAGUAAUGACUGGAAAUCACAUGUUAAAUGCUUGGCAGAAUUCCUGGUGCUUAAUGAGUGUUUGUUGAGUGAAUAAACGAACACAUGAUAAAUGGAUGAAUAACCUUAUCUCUUUGGUCUUUAUCUGUUCAGGGGCAAGUGAGGACUGGGGUCUGGGUGCACUGCCAGCCAGACACCUGGCCCUUGCCUCCUCGCCCUAUUCUCCCCAGGCCCCACCAUUGGAUCGCAGGAGCUGCCCUGGCCUGGCUCACCUAGUAUGGAGGGGGGCGCCGGGAAUGCCCCCUGUGAACGCUUUGAGGCCAAUGUGCUUGCCCAGAGCUGCUGUCAAAACUGCUUCCACCCUGAGGAGGCCCACAGAGCAAGGCACCAGGAGCCCCGGAGCCCUCCAGGUGCGGAGGUGCCCUACUGCGACCUGCCCCGCCGCCCGCCUGCCUCUGCGGACCCGCACAGUGCUUCGACCUCUGGGUGCCAGUCUGUGGUGGGCCUGGGCCUUGGGCCAGGGUCCGAGAGGGGCCCAUCGGCAGGCCUCCCUGCAAAGGGCCCCGCAGUCACCCCCAGGAGCAGGAGCCGGGACCCCGAGGCAGUGCCCUAUCUGGAGGGCCUGGCCUCCUCCCCGUGUGGCAGCUCCGACGAGGGUCCUGACUCUGGCGCCAGCUCCGGCCCUGACUCCAACACCCCCGAUGAUACCAGCAACUCGUCCUCUGUGGACUGGGACAUCUCCAAAAGGCAGGAGGAGGCCCCCAGCGGGGACGAGUUCACUGCGAUGAUCCCUCGGAAGUUGCAGGAGGGCUCAAGAGCUGACAGUGCCCAGCGGGCUCCGUCUGUCCUCACCCGGUCACCUGUGGGAGGAGAGACUGGGAGCCAGAGAAAGGAGGGUGCUGCUGGUGGGGGCCGAAGCGCCGGACAGCACUGGGCGAAGCUCCGGGGAGAAAGUGGGCACUUCCUGGAGCGGCACCGGUCUGCGCUAUCCCAGGCUCCCCCUGCGCCUCCCCAGAGCGGACCGCGAGGUACCACCCCCCGAGCUUCCUCGCUGCACCGCGCCGCCCAGAGGGACGUUGUCCAGACUGCUUCCACGCAACCCGACGCGCCCCGAGCUCCCUCUCCCUCCCACGUAGCCCAACAGGACAGCCCCAGAACCUCGUCCAGCCAACGGGACACCUCCAGGACCUCUUCCACGCAGCGGAGCACCCCCCGAGCGUCCUCCCCCUCAAGAGCCGCCCAACGGGACAGCCCCAGAACCUCGUCCACGCAGCGGAACAAUCCUCACACUUCCUUGUCCCCCAGAGCCGCCCAGCAGGACCCCUCCGGAACCUCUUCCACACAACAGGACCACCCCAGAGGCUCCUCUCCCAGCCGCACCAGCCAGCGAGAGAACCCCAGAACCUCCUGUGCCCCGCGGGACAACCCCAGAGCUUCCUCUCCGAACCGAACCUCCCAGCGAGAGAACUCUAGAACCUCCUGUGCCCAGCGGGACAACCCCAGAACCUCCUCUCCCAACCGAACCAGCCAGCGAGAAAACUCUAGAACCUCCUGUGCCCAGCGGGACAACCCCAGAACCUCCUCUCCCAACCGAACCAGCCAGCGAGAGAACCCCAGAACACCCUGUGCCCCGCGGGACAACCCCAGAGGCUCCUCUCCCAACCGAACCAGCCAGCGAGAGAACCCCAGAACACCCUGUGCCCCACGGGACAACCCCAGAGGCUCCUCUCCCAACCGAACGACCCAGCGAGAGAACCCUAGAACCUCUUCUCUCAACCGAACCAGCCAGCGAGAAAACUCUAGAACGUCCUGUGCCCAACGGAACAACCCCAGAGGCUCCUCUCCCAGCCGAACCGGCCAGCGGGAGAACCCCAGAGCUGCUUGUGUUCAGCAAAACACCCCCAGAGCCUCUUCUACCCAACGGGACAGCCCACAGCCGUCUUCCUCUCGGCGGGACAAGCCCGGGAGCUCCUCCCCUCAGUGCUGCGCCCCACAGAACAACCCUGGGCCAUCACCCUCCCAUCGCUCCAGUCAGCGGAACAAUCCCAGGAACUCGUCUCCCCAUCGUACCAACAAAGACAUUCCCUGGGCCUCCUUCCCCCUCCGGCCGACCCAGAGUGACGGCCCGAGAACCUCCUCCCCAUCUCGCUCCAAGCAGAGCGAGGUUCCCUGGGCGUCCGUUGCCCUUCGGCCAACCCAAGGUGACAGGCCUCAGACCUCAUCGCCCUCCAGACCAGCUCAGCGUGACUCACCCCAGUCCUCCUCCGGCCCUGCCCAGCACAGCUCACCAACCCGGGCCGCCUCCUCUUCCCACAACCCGGGCCACCACGGGGCCUCCCGGACGUCCUCGCCUCUGCACCUCACCACCCGCGGGGCAUCCCAGACCUCUUUCGACUCCUCCCAGCCUCCGUGUUCUGUGUGCAUCGGGCACCGGGAUGCCCCCCGAGCCUCUUCGCCUCCUCGCUUUUUGCAGCAUGACCCGUUCCCCUUCUUCCCAGACCCCCAUGCUUCUGAGGGCGAAUCUACCCGCCACGAACCCCCGUACAUCCCCCCGGCGGUGUGCAUUGGACACCGGGAUGCCCCUCGGGCCUCCUCACCCCCUCGCUACACCCACUUUGACCCCUUCCCCUUCCUCCCAGACACAUCAGAUGCUGAGAACCAGUCCCCCCAGCAUGAGCCUCCUCAGUUCCCCCCACCUGUGUGCAUUGGGUACCGAGAUGCACCCCGGGCCUCCUCCCCACCGCGCCAGGCCCCUGAGCCCUCCCUCUUGUUCCAGGAUUUCCCCCGGGCCAGCACCGAGAGCCUCGUCCCCUCCACGGACUCUCUGCAUGAGCCCCCCCACUUCCCUGCCCCCGUGUGCAUUGGACACCGGGAUGCACCUUCCUUCUCUUCCCCACCGCGCCAGGCCCCUGAGCCCUCCCUCUUCUUUCAGGACCCCCCUGGGGCUAGUAUGGAGAGCCUGGCCCCCUCCACCGACUCUCAGCACGGCUCCCCAGUGCUGCCCCCCCAGGUCUGCAUCGGGUACCGGGACGCACCGCGAGCCUCCUCCCCACCCCGCCACCCGCCCAGUGACUUAGCGCUCCUGGCACCCUCACCCCCGCCAGGCAGCUCAGGGGGCUCCCGGGGCUCAGCACCCCCCGGGGAGACCAGGCACAACUUGGAGAGGGAGGAGUACACCAUGCUGGCCGACCUGCCCCCACCCAGGAGGCUGGCACAGAGGGAGCCGGGGCCCCAGUGCAGCAACGGGGGCCGAACCCGCAGCCCUGGCCGCGCAGAGGUGGAGCGCCUAUUCGGGCAAGAGCGCAGGAAGUCCGAGGCACCGGGGGCCUUCCAGGCGCGGGACGAGGGGCGGUCACAGCGGCCCGGCCAAGGUCAGAGCCAGCUUCUCCGAAGACAGUCCAGCCCUGCCCUCAGCAGGGAGGUAACCACGCCCCACGUGAAGCAGGCAGAACCAGCCCGGAGGAGCCGAGCGGAGCCCCCUCCUCCCAGGAGCCCCCAGAGGCGACCUGAGGGGGACCGGCGGCUCCAGGGGUCCUCGCCGCCCCCAAGGACAUCAGCCAGGACCUCUGAGCGGCAGCCUCGAACAGAGAAACGUCCGGAGAGUGGCCGGGCGGGCCCGAGACAGCCUCUGGGCGGGUGGCAGAGUCAGGAGGAGCUGCCAGGAUCCCGGUGCCCGCACAGACACCCGGAGAGAGGCUGGAGCAGCCAGGACGAGGGCCCAGGCCUGGGGGGCUGGCAGGAACUUGGGGAGCCCGGCCGGGGUGCUGCUGGAGGUCCGGAGGGAACACGGAGGGGCCCGCUCAGGGAGUCUGAGGAGAGCUGGGGGCAGCCGGGUGGCCCCCCGUGCCAUAGGGGGCAGCCAGAGGCCUGGGAGGAGCCCCCCGGUAACGGGCUGCAGAAGACCCCCGACAGGCCAGCUCAGAGGGGCUGGGGCAGCCUGCAGCAGCUGUUCGGUCCCCCUCAGCAGCCGGUGAGCCCUCCAGAGAGCUCCAGGGAAGGCCCAGCAGAGUUCUCGAACUCCUGGAGGCCUGAGGCAGCCACUGCCGUGGGCCGGGGAACUGAGGGGAUCUGCGCACACCCGCACGGCCCCGAGAGGCGACUCGAGCUUGACUGGAGGGACUUGGUGAGCCUGCUCGGGUUACCCAGAGAAGGGGCCUGGGCCCACGCGGAGGAGCCAACGCUUGCUUCCCGUCUUCCAAGGCUGGAUUUGGAAGGCCUCCUGGAGCUCCUGCGGGCCCAGCUGCCCCGAAAGGACCCAGCUGGACACUGGGGUGGCCCAGCCACAGCGUCAGGGCCAGAGCCGGGUUCCCCAGGCACAAAGGAUGCCCUGGAACGAGAGAGACACAGCCAACCUGAAGGCGGGGCGGAGGCCACCCUAGUCAAUGGACUCGGCCCUGGGCAAUGGUCCCAGAGCUUGGCCCAGCCACCCAGCCCUGCCUGCAUCUCCACCCAGUGGCCAAAGACCAAAGUGACAAGCGGACCGGAGACCUCAACCAUGGCUAGUCUGGGGGAGCCGGGCCAGCUGGGGAGCAGGAUUCCUGCAGCGCGCCCCAGCUCAUCAGAGUGGGAGUUCCACCCAGAGGAGCCUGAGGAGUCAGCGUCAAGAGGAGGCCAAGACUCGCUGACCGACCAGAGGCGGGCAGACUCGGCAGACGAGAGGCCAGCGGAGGGCAAGGCUGGGAGCCCGCUCAAGGGCCGACUGGUGACCUCAUGGCGGAUGCCCGGGGACCGGCCCACGCUGUUCAAUCCGUUCCUGCUGUCCCUGGGGGUCCUCAGUUGGCGAAGGCCCGACCUGCUUAACUUCAAGAAGGGAUGGAUGUCGAUCUUGGACGAGCCUGGAGAGUGGAAGAAGCACUGGUUUGUGCUGACCGAUUCAAGCCUCAAGUACUACAGGGACUCCACCGCGGAGGAGGCCGAUGAGCUGGAUGGCGAGAUCGACCUGCGCUCCUGCACCGACGUCACCGAGUACGCAGUGCAGCGCAACUAUGGCUUCCAGAUCCACACGAAGGACGCUGUCUACACCUUGUCGGCCAUGACCUCGGGUAUCCGGAGGAACUGGAUCGAAGCUCUGAGGAAGACCGUGCGUCCCACCUCAGCCCCAGAUGUCACCAAGCUCUCAGACUGCAACAAGGAGAACACGCUGCACGGCCACGGCCCCCAGAGGGGCUCCCUGAAGGCGGGCGAGCCUCGCGGGGGCUCCGAGGUCAUCAGCCGCGGUGGCCCUCGGAAGGCGGAUGGACAGCGGCCGUCCCCGGACUACGUGGAGCUCUCCCCGCUGACGCAGGGCUCCCCGCAGCGGGCCCGCACCCCGGCCCGCACCCUCGACCGCCCGGCCAAGCAGGAGGAGCUGGAGCGGGACCUGGCCCAGCGCUCCGAGGAGCGACGCAGGUGGUUCGAGGCCGUGGACAGCAGGAGCGCAGAGACACCGGCCGGCGAGGGGCCGCGGCGGGGCCUGGGAGCGCCCCUGACCGAGGACCAGCAGAGUCGGCUCAGUGAGGAGAUCGAGAAGAAGUGGCAGGAGCUGGAGAAGUUGCCCCUGCGGGAGAACAAGCGGGUGCCUCUCACCGCCCUGCUCAACCAGAGCCGCGGGGAGCGCCGGGGCCCCCCGGGUGACAGCCACGAGGCACUGGAGAAGGAGGUCCAGUCUCUCCGUGCCCAGCUAGAGGCGUGGCGCCUCCAAGGGGAGGCUCCCGUGAGUGCGCCCAGGCCCCAGGAGGACGGCCACAUCCCCCCAGGCUACAUCUCACAGGAGGCGUGGGAGCGCAGCUUGGCAGAGAUGGAGUCCUCGCACCAGCAGGUGAUGGAGGAGCUGCAGCGGCACCACGAGCGGGAGCUGCAGCGGCUGCAGCAGGAGAAGGAGUGGCUCCUGGCCGAGGAGACGGCCGCCACAGCCUCAGCCAUCGAAGCCAUGAAGAAGGCCUACCAGGAGGAGCUGAGUCGGGAGCUGAACAAGACGCGGAGUCUCCAGCAGGGUCCAGACGGCCUCCGGAAGCAGCAUCAGUCCGACAUGGAGGCGCUGAAGCGGGAGCUGCAGGUGCUGUCGGAGCAGUACUCACAGAAGUGCCUGGAGAUCGGCGCCCUGACGCGGCAGGCCGAGGAGCGCGAGCACACGCUGCGGUGCUGCCAGCAGGAGGGCCAGGAGCUGCUGCGCCACAACCAGGAGCUGCACACCCGCCUGUCCGAGGAGAUCGAUCGGCUACGCGGCUUCAUCGCCUCCCAGGGCACGGGCAAUGGCUGUGGACGCAGCGAGCGGAGCUCCUGCGAGCUGGAGGUGCUGCUGCGCGUGAAGGAGAACGAGCUUCAGUACCUGAAGAAGGAGGUGCAGUGCCUCCGGGACGAGCUCCAGAUGCUGCAGAAGGACAAGCGCUUCACCUCAGGAAAGUACCAGGACGUCUACGUGGAGCUGAACCACAUCAAGACGCGCUCGGAGCGGGAGAUCGAGCAGCUGAAGGAGCACCUGCGCCUCGCCAUGGCGGCCCUGCAGGAGAAGGAGGGCGUGCGCAACAGCGUGGCCGAGUAGAGGUCCCUGUGGUCCCGCCAGCUGCAGACCCCCGGCCAGGGGGGGCCCGGUGCCCUCCUUCCCUGCUGGAUGGAAGUCAGAAGCCAAGCUUUCUCCCCACCCUCUGUGGGCCACACGUGCACUCACAACUAGCACACACAGGCACACAC